Paramecium pentaurelia is the source of this 1996-nucleotide messenger RNA. NCBI's taxonomy places the organism in Eukaryota, Ciliophora, Oligohymenophorea, Peniculida, Parameciidae. The record is from the annotation of a GenBank genome assembly.
AUGUCAAAUUUAACUUUCUCAGGAAUGAGAACUCUUAAAGCAAGAGUUGAUGAGGAAGAUCAAAAUAAAAAGAGACAUCCCUUUGAUCUUCAAAAAUAUCAACACAUUUUAGAUUAAAUCUCAACUACACAUUAAUUUGAUAUGGAUCUAGAAAACAGAUUCAAUUAAUUAGAUUAAACUGAAUAAUCUAGACCCACUAUUGAUAAGAGUUCAUUUUUAAAUAAAUAAUAUGCAAAAUAUAUUGAAAAGGGAUCAGAUUUAUAAUUGUCCAAAGUUGAUUGUAUAGAUCCAGAGGAUGAUAUUUGCACUCAUAAACAAACCAAAUCAUUAUUAAGUUUGAUAAAAGGAAGACCUAUCAAAUUUAAAGAGUUCUAUAAAAUAUUAUUAUAAGAAUAUUAAAUUGAAUUUCAAAAUGCAGAGUAAAAAUUAUAAUUUAAAGAAAAUUUAAAAAAUAAAAUUGUUACUGUUGAUCUCAAUAUUGUCUCAUUAAAUGCUCUUCAAUUAUGUACUAGAGAUAAAGGAAUAAAGGGAUUAAUUUAAGAAAUAGCAGAAGAAACAUAUCAAGAUAUAAAUAGAAAGGAAAAAUAAAAAAUAAACAAUGAAAUUGUAGAUGAAUUAGAAAAUGUUAAAUCAUUAUUAGAGAAAAAGUAAUUAAUGUAAAUAAAAAAAGAAAAAGAAUUAGUAGAAUAUGAAUAUUCAUUAUAAAAAUUUAAAUCUGAAAUGUCUAAUAGUAUAUAAUAGGUUUAUGAUAUUUUAAGUAAAAUGAUGGAAGAAUAAUAUUAAUAAAAAUUAAGUAAUUUAAAUAAAAAGUUUAGUAAUAUGGAAUAUCAAUUAAAAUCCAAAGUAAAACUAAUUGAACUUAAAGGUUCAUCAAUCUAAAAGAAUAAUUCUACCUAUAGUUAAGAAAUUUAGAGAUUAAAAUAAAGAAAUGCUAUAUUAGAAAAAUAAGUAGAAUCUUAGAAAGUUAUAAUAUUAGAAUUAGAAAAGAAGCUCUCUUUAGAAAAAGAUAAUACAAUUUAAAUGUAAAAAAAAUUAGAAAAAAUAAAUUAAAAAUUAUUAGAAUAAAAAGAAUAAAUUAAGGAAUAAAUAAAUUAAACUGAAUAAAAUGAAUCUUUAUAACCUUUAAAAUAAUAAUAAAUAUUAGAAUAAUCUAAAUUAUAAGUAGAAUAAUAAAAAAAAAUACAAAAUAAUUAAGAUAAUUCAAAUAAAUAAAUUAAAAUAUUUUAAAGUGUUUUUGAAUCAAUAUUUCUAGGAUUAGAUUAAUUACAAAUAUAAUUAAAUAUUGAUAAUAACAAGUGGAAUCAAGAACUAUUACCUUGUUGUUUAUAGGAUAAUUUAAUAGAUUUAUUAGGGAAUCUUAUGAUAAUAGUAAUUAAUAAAUAAGGGUUCUAAUAAAUUUAUAAAUUGUUAUUAUAACUAUCUUACUUUUAUUUUAAGAAUACUUGUUCCUCAAUUAAUUGUUAAUAAAUUGAAGAACUCAUAAAAAAUCAAAAAAAAUAACAAAAUUGUAAAUAUUACAUUGGGAUUCAUGAGUCAAAAAAUAGAGAAUUUAUAUUGUAAUUAAAAGCAUUAUUAGAAAAGAAAAAGAAAAAUUAAACUUUAGUAGCUUUCAUAUUACUAUUGUAUGAUCGGGAUAUAUCAAUUUCAAUAAAAUAUCUUUCUUAAGAAAUUGUAUAUAUAUAUAUAUUUAUAGUCUUAUAGUGUAAUGAGGAUGUUCAGAAAUUCAUUUUAGAUAAUGGAUUAUUGGAUGUCUUUGUAAUAAAGAUGAUUGAUGAUAGAAAUAUGGUUUAACUACUAUUAGAAAUAAUUGCAUAAGGCUAAUUUUAGAAUUAGUUUUUGUAAUAAUUGACUAAACACUUUGAAAUUUUGUUAACUUUAUUAAAUUGUUAAGAUUUAGAAUUUUGUGAAUAGUUGUCUAUAGUUUUAUAGAGAGUGUAAUAUUAUAACAAAUAAACUAUUCAUAAUAAUUUUAGAGGAUUAAUUGAAAAAAAAAUGA